Molecule: messenger RNA, 1870 nt
Organism: Cuscuta campestris
Lineage: Eukaryota; Viridiplantae; Streptophyta; Magnoliopsida; Solanales; Convolvulaceae
Source: the annotation of a GenBank genome assembly
CUUCAAUUCAAAAAACUGCCCGGCUGCUUCUACUAUUUCCGAGUCCUCCAAGUCUUCUAACUGUCUACAAGUAAGUUUCUCUCCUUCCCUUUUUGAGUCAUGUCAGACCGUGAGGAUAGCCAGAACCCUUCCGUCCCCUCUUAUGGUUCUGGCGGCCGGUCUCCAACCCUUGGUUUCUCUUCCUCGUCUUCAUCCUCAAAUUCUGAGCACCCGGCUACUUCUCCACAGAAGAAGCCGGCUGAUGCUUCCACCUGCGCUCCUUCUUCUCCCGUGGCGCAAGUAGUCUCGGUUGCCCAACCCGGGGACGAAGGCUACAUUCUGCUUGAUGACCGGUUAGUCCAAACGCAAUCGUCGGUCAUGCAGAAGGCCCAAGUCCACGAGGUGCGCAACCUGAUGCCGGAUGGGUAUCAAUUGACUUACCGGGCAACAUGGAAGAGCAUUAUUCCUCUCCAUGUCGGUACGGCGAUUGGCAUCCACUACCACUCUAUCAAGGACCUGGGCGAAUUCUCUAUUCACCCGUUCAAAGUCCUUUUCCUCGAGUCAUACGGUAUCAUGCCCGGGCAGCUUGCCCCUAAUGGUCACCGUUUGUUAGGCAGCUUCAUCAAUGUCUGCCGGUUUCUUCGUAUUCCCCUCUCCCUUCGUCUCUUCGACCAUAUGUUCGAUGUCCGGCCCGGGUCCAAGGAAACCCUUAGAUUCGUGGAGGUGUCUUCUCACCAAGGCCGGACAUUUCUCUGUGGCCUUCCUCCUUCUAACAAGAAGUGGAAGGACAAAUACGUGUCCAUCAAAUUCCCCCCCGGCCGCUUUCCCUUUUGCCCAGAAUGUCUAGGGGAAGAGAAUGAAGCGCCAGUGGUGAAGUUUCAAUCCAAGUUCGCCGUUCCACAAAUAGUGGUUGAGGAGCCCUCCACUGCUCAGCUAAUCAUCCCCCCAUCCAGCCAGCCCUUCUCCCUGGAAGAGCAACCAACCCAAUCCCAUCAGGGAACCAAUCAGCCCAUUCACUCGGGGGAGAACUACUUCAACGUAGACACAUUCGAGUUUGACAACCUGAUGGGGGAGACUAGGCAUACGUCCCAGGCCGGGGUGGGAGGUCAGCCCAACGAGGGAGGCGUCCCCGAGGAAGAGGCAGUUGGGGAGUCUCUUCAACGGAAGAGGCGGAAGACCGAAGAGGCUGCCCGGGCCAAGGCAGAUAAGAUCGAGGCCAAAUGGACAGAGCACUGCGUGGUUUACCGCCAGCUCUACGCCAAACAUGAUGGAUUGCUUAAGGCUGCUAAAGAGGCCGAUGAGCAGGCGCAGGCCAAGAUCCAACAGCUGGAGGCCGAGAAUGCCCGGUCAGCCGAAGAAAUCGCUCGGCUGGGAGAUGAGCUGCAGAGAGAGCAAUCGGAGCGUGCCGCCAUUGCUGCUGCCUGGGCUGCCCAAGCGCCUGAGGAGUUUGCUGCUAAGGCGUUGCCUGACCGGGAGACGGCCAUCCGCUUCUUCCAAGGCCUGUAUAAGCAUCCAGUAUCGGCCGGCAUCGUGGACGAGAUUGGGACCUACGGGUUUGAAAGCGGCCAGUACUCUGAGCGGAAGGCCCUCUAUGGCAUCCUUGAGUAGAGGAUUCAAAGCUUUCGACCCAAGGCCCUUUCACUGCCCGAGCUGCAUGACGAGGCGCCUAUCCCCCCAUUCCCGGGCAUCUGAUCCGUCCGACCUUCUUCUCUUUUUUUUAUCCUCUGAUGUAAUGAUAUGCCUCCGGGCACUUUUGUAAGACACUUUAAUAUUAAUACAAGUAUUUUCAACAUUGUGUGCUGAUAAGUCCGUUUUGUACGCACUUAUCUUCUCUAUAUUUAAUGUAUUAUUGUCUAAUUUUGGAUUAAACAAAUCAAUUUCUCAAUGGUUU